AUGCUCGCCAGUCGUAACGUAAUGGACCGUGGUCCCCCGGCGGGCGCAAUAAUUCUUAAACUGUUGUCUCAAUAUAGGACUGCCUUUAUCGACAACGAAAGUAUUGACAUGGCCACGGGGGUAAAUUUGUUCCUUACAAAAUUGUAUUGUAACCGCCGCUGUCUGAUCCUCGUGCUCAAGCGGCCUUCCAGACGCAAAAAGGCUAACCCCAGCCUGGGCAGCAAUAACAAACUUAUGGAGUCCUCGCUGAUGGUCAGAAAAGCCAAGUUGACCUCCUCGGCAAUGGUUUGGGGACGCUACGGUUACCGCAGCAAACCUCUCGACGGACCGGUAGGCUUGCCUGUACGGAUACAUUCCGAGCAGGAUGAUCCGACACCGUGUACGAUACCUCCUCCGGUGGUGGACGAGGAAGAUUCCAGGGACGAGGACCCAUAUCCUCUGUAUCCGUGGUAG
Sphaeroforma arctica JP610 is the source of this 453-nucleotide messenger RNA. RefSeq lists its product as hypothetical. The transcript has 2 exons. The coding region runs from base 1 to 453 and encodes 150 amino acids. NCBI's taxonomy places the organism in Eukaryota, Ichthyosporea, Ichthyophonida. The record is from RefSeq and is a predicted model, not a curated record.